GCAGCUUUGCAGAAAGUGUAGUAGUCUUAGACUGCAGGCUGUGUUAGGGAAAGCUGGAGUGUCGCGCCUCUAGAAGUCUGCAGCAGGGGGCCUGUAGUUCUAAUAAGUGCUGCUCAGCCGGCUCUACUUGGAAAGCUAUUCACACUACUUUUUCAGAGUAACCUUCAUAUUUUUUUUUUAGGUUUUUAUUAAGUCUAUUAUGGCAGCUGCACGUGCAGGAGCUAGAGUAUCUUUGCAAAAGUAUACUUAUACUCCCAUUGAUCAGCUAAAAGAAGGCAAAGUGUUUAAUGUGUACGGUGUUGUAAUUUUUUUCAAGCCUCCUUAUAGAAGCAAAGGAACCGAUCAUUGCUUACUUGUCACAAUUAUGGAUCAAUCAGAGGCCAAGCUGAAGUGUAUGCUUUUUAGUGAAAAUCAAGAAACUCUGCCCAUUGUUUACAAAGUUGGGGAAAUAGUCAGAUUUCAUAGAGUAAAGAUUCAGAAGUUCAAUGAUGAAAUUCAAGGAAUUAAUAGUGGUGGCUUUUCUGCCUUAGUAUUUGAUGGCAUUGUUGGUUCACCAGUAUCUCCAAGGUCUACCAGUAAAUGUUACAACUUUCAUCCAGAUGACGAAAGAUUUGUAGAGGUACUACGGCAGUGGGCAUCGAAUCACCUGAAAGUUUCUGCACCACAGAUAAAAAUUUCAGAUGUUGAGUCUGUUCAGUUUUUUGACUUACUUUGCCAGCUUGUUGGAAAAGCAGAAGUUGACAAUUCUUCCUACCUUAUUAAGGUAUGGGAUGGUACAAAAAUUAGUUCUCCUUCCUGGAAUGUAUUUGUUGAAGAAGCUGCACUUGAAGGAGACCAAGCACUUAUCCAUCAGCGGCAGAGCCUGAUUAUAGAUGUUCUUGUUUAUGAUAAUCAUGUUGAAUCGGCAAAAUCCCUUAAGAUCGGUAGCUAUCUUUUGAUUCAUAAUGUGCACGCCAAGCUACAUACAUCAGGCAAAGAAAAUGAAGCAAAGAAUCCACACAUGGAGUUUCAUCUUCAUGGAGGCACAUGCUUUGGACGAGGCAUUACCGUUUUGCCAGAAAGCAACAGUGAUGUCCAAGGUCUUCAAAGACUUUUAGUUUCUGUUCAUGAAAGCUUGGACAAUAUUGCAUCACAAGAAAUCAUUACCACAUUACACCCUCAAUUAGCUCUCAAAGCUCAACAGGAUUGGCCAAUAACUCCACUAGCAACAGUUCUAAAAAGCAAAGCUCCUCAUAAAUAUCGUAUCCGAGCAAGAUUGAAAAGUUACGAACCACAAAAUCUUUUUCAGUCUGUUAAACUUCAUUGUGUUAAAUGCAACUCAUUACAUGAUGUUCCAGAUGAGGAUACUAUAAAGACUGUUUUGCAAAACAAUUCUGAUUAUGAUUCAGUGGCUGGCAUACAGAGUACAUCUUGGUACCAGUCUGCUGUAUGGAACACAAAUAAUCAGCAAAACCGGCAUAUAGCUAUUCAUUUUGUAAAAAGACAUGACAUUCUGCAGAACCCAGAGGACACAUUAAUUAUGUUACAAGGUGGUACCCUUCAAGAAAUAUACAAACUUUCCAAACAUUUUGACAGUAUAAUCCCUGUAAAAGCCAUUCAAGGAAACCUAGAAAUAGAUAUUUCCAUUCCAUUUCUUAUUCAAGGAAACAGAUGGCACUAUGGAUGCACCAGAUGUUCUAAAAUUAAAAGUACAGAGAUGCUCCGAUCAUUAUCUCAAGAAAUAUCAUGGAAUGCUACAGAAAUUGCAAAAGUCUUGGGUAUUCAACCACUAAGUCACGUUUUCACUCUACAUUUCACAUUUGUGGAUGAAACUGGGAAACUCAAUGCUUUCCUGUGGAACUAUUCUGAGCAGUUUUUUCACAUCUCUGCCUCUGAGAUACUACUGGAUAAUAAACUGCAAGAAAAGUUGUUCAAUAUCAUGGAUACAUUAUGCCCACCAAGAAAAAUUAUUGACAAAAGUCCGUGGUUAGAUUGCUGUAUCAAGUCCUACAAUACCACAAAUGGAGGGAAAAGACAAAUUUGCUAUGAAAUAUUUGACACUGAAGUAGUUGAAGACGACUUAUGAAUUAUCCAUGUUUGACAGGAAAUGUAUUUUAUUUACAUAUGCUGUUCUUGUAUAUAAAACAAUGUAACCCCUCCACUCGCUUUCAUGAGAAAUCUGCAUUGUCUUUAUUAGGUAUAAAGCAGUGUUUAAUGUACGCUUUUUU
Xenopus laevis (African clawed frog) is the source of this 2207-nucleotide messenger RNA. It is a transcript of the gene pot1.L, whose product is annotated as protection of telomeres 1 L homeolog. Gene Ontology annotation, cellular component: nucleus; chromosome, telomeric region; nuclear telomere cap complex. The record is from RefSeq and is marked provisional. Gene Ontology annotation, biological process: regulation of telomere maintenance via telomerase; telomere capping; telomere maintenance. Lineage: Eukaryota; Metazoa; Chordata; Amphibia; Anura; Pipidae. Gene Ontology annotation, molecular function: DNA binding; single-stranded telomeric DNA binding; G-rich strand telomeric DNA binding.